Messenger RNA from Thalassophryne amazonica, 1261 nucleotides. It is a transcript of the gene ccdc107, whose product is annotated as coiled-coil domain containing 107. The coding region runs from base 177 to 1154 and encodes 325 amino acids. Gene Ontology annotation, biological process: synaptic transmission, cholinergic; protein localization to cell surface. The record is from RefSeq and is a predicted model, not a curated record. Gene Ontology annotation, cellular component: neuron projection; neuronal cell body; intracellular membrane-bounded organelle. The transcript has 6 exons. Lineage: Eukaryota; Metazoa; Chordata; Actinopteri; Batrachoidiformes; Batrachoididae.
GAAGAAGUCGCAGCGGAAGCGGCAGAGCAGAGACAAGACAUUUGUUUACGGUUUUAUUUUUGUAUUUUAUUUUCACUGAAACGUCCUGGUAGUAUCGUGUUCGGUUCUUUGUGCUGUUUUUGUGUGUUUCCGCGCGGCUGCUGGCUGUAUUUUUGGCGUUUCGACGGGAGGACAGGAUGGUUUUGUCCACCUCGCAGCAGGUCGUGUUAGCCUUCACGGCGGUGCUCUUCAUGUUCGUGGUUCUGCCCAGAAUGUUCGGGCUCAGCAGCAACGGAACCGGGUCCACGGAAGCCCGCUUUGGACCCCGCUACAGCAGAAAGGGUCCAGGUCCAGGUGCGGUCAGAGGUCAACCUGUCAGUCUGAACGCCCCUGGAUCACCUCAGAGUCCCGAGAAUGUGCAGCAGAUGAAAAAGCUAAUGGAGCAAGAGUUGAAGAGUGACAAGUACAAAUCUAACAACAACAAGGGUUACGUGUUCACACUGAUGCCGCUUUAUGCCAUCGGGGUCGGUGUGUUUGCAGCUUACAAAUUUCUGAAGAUCAAGUCUUCAGAUGACCAGGCUCAAAAGGACAAAUUUGUGAAAGGUGCUAAAAAGUCAGUAGAAGCAGAGAACCAGUUGAAUGAACUGGAACAAAGGCUUGCUCAGACAGAAAAAAUGCUCAACUCCAUCCUAACACAGCUGGACCCUCUUACGAACUGUGUGAAGUCAGUGGCCAAAGAUCAGAAGAAUGAAAUCAUGAGCCAACUGCAGACCAUCCGCUACCUGAUGAAGAAGAGAGGAAUGGACUGUCCACCCCUCAACAUCCAUGACGCAUCCUGUGAGGGAAAUCUGGAUGACCUCAUUGAGUCUCUGGGGGUGAAGGACACCCCAAAAGCAGGUCCUCCUCCGGUGGACCAGCAGGUUUGUGAAGAACCGGUGGAGGCGUCUGAGCAUGUGGAAGCCAAAGGUGAAGAUGCAGCAGGUCAGGAGAUGAUGGAGGUGACACCAGAGAAGACCGACAGGCAGACACAGGAUGAGGGAAACAUGGAAGAUGAGGAAGGUUUAGCGGACGCUGAGCUCAUACCGUCGUUAGAAGACUGUGAAGACGUAAACAUUGAAGAGAUUGAGGCGGAGCAGCGUGCACCCGGCCUCAGGCGACGCAACAGGCUUGAAUGAACUCAUUGUAGGUCUUCUAAUUUCUACUGCUGACAUUAUUUAUUAUCUGAAAGUCUUUCACUCCAAGAUACUGCAUAGUUUUAAAAUAUUUGAACUGCAUUUUCAAA